CGCGUCCCGGCCGGACCCACUUCCGGGAGGCAGCGCGGCUGCUCAGGACGGGGGCUGAGAGGGACUCUGCUGGUGCUGCGGUUUCCUCCCGGAACGCCUCGGCGAAGGGACUUUCCGGUGUCCUUCCCGGCUAGGCGCGCGGAGCGGCGCGGCCAUGGCGCAAAACCUGAAGGACCUGGCGGGGCGGCUGCCGGCGGGGCCCCGUGGUGUCGGUACGGCCCUCAAACUGCUCCUGGGCGCUGGCGCACUGGCGUAUGGUGUCCGCGAGUCCGUCUUCAUCGUGGAAGGCGGCCAGCGGGCCAUUUUCUUCAACCGUAUCGGCGGUGUCCAGCAAGACACCAUCCUCGCCGAGGGGCUCCACUUCAGGAUCCCCUGGUUUCAGUACCCCAUCAUCUACGACAUCCGGGCCCGGCCACGCAAAAUCUCCUCUCCCACCGGUUCCAAAGACUUGCAGAUGGUGAACAUCUCGCUGCGUGUUCUCACACGCCCCAACGCUGCAGAGCUGCCCAGCAUGUAUCAGCGCCUGGGCCUGGACUACGAGGAGCGAGUGCUGCCUUCCAUUGUUAACGAAGUGCUCAAGAGUGUGGUUGCCAAGUUCAAUGCUUCACAGCUUAUCACUCAGAGAGCCCAGGUGUCCCUACUCAUUCGACGAGAACUGACAGAGAGAGCCAAGGAUUUCAGCCUCAUCCUGGAUGAUGUGGCUAUCACAGAGCUGAGCUUCAGUCGUGAAUACACAGCAGCUGUGGAGGCUAAGCAAGUGGCCCAACAGGAGGCACAGCGCGCACAGUUCCUGGUGGAGAAGGCCAAGCAGGAGCAGAAGCAGAAGAUUGUUCAGGCUGAAGGGGAAGCUACAGCUGCCAAGAUGCUUGGUGAAGCUCUGAGCAGGAAUCCAGGCUACAUCAAGCUACGUAAAAUCCGAGCUGCUCAGAACAUUUCAAAAACAAUUGCUGCCUCACAAAACCGUGUGUAUCUCACAGCAGAUAACUUGGUGCUGAACCUGCAAGAUGAGGGCUUUACCAGGUAAGGGGGCUGGAGGGCUGUUGUGGGUGGAUUUACAUGCACCUUACCUGUGAAGCUGGUUCCCUUUCUGGAGCUCUCUCAGGAACUUCAGGAUCUUCCCUCUGAGAAGACCUUGAUGCCAGAGGAUAGAGCCAAGUAGGGAGCAGCCUUGCUUACUGCGGAAGCUAAGAGCAUAUUAAAUCUAAUUGCUUUACUCUUUUCUUUUUUUUUUUUUUUUUUUUUCCCCUCUUCUCCUCCUUCCCCUUAAUGCAUCUCCUGGCACACAGAGGAAGGUAAGGCACUGAUCUUUAUAUUAAAUCUUUUGUGAGUACUUGGAAAGAGGGUGUGCAUGUUUGUCUGAAGUCUGGGAUGUUGUUGCCUUGGACCUUUCUGGCCAUAGGGAGUUCAUUCCAUUUCUAUCUCAGCCCCCAUUUGUGAUGUGAAACUUGCAUUCCUUCGUUGCAGGGGCCACACAAAUGUUCAGCAGAUGUUCAGGAAUUGGAGCUGUAUGUGUUCCAUGAAGAACCUUGUAUAGAGAAGGCAGGAGUAGUGAAUUCAGGAGUGUCCUUUGGUUCAUUCUGCAUGUAGAGUAACCAAACAGGGCUGCAAACAGGCAGUUAGUUGAGUGUAGGAAACAUUCUCUUCUCCUUGUAAUCAUGAAUUCUCCAAAAGCUUUCCAGUCCAUGCCAGCAUUCCCUGCUCUCAGAGCUAGAAGUAGUUUGGCUUCUGCCUAAUCUGUCUGGUGUUACUGGACAAAGCAGCCAAGUUUAAUAGCAUGCAGCUAAAAGUUUAAAAUAAAGAGAGGAAGCCAGAGAUAGUUUCUUUUCCAUGGGGUCUCUGCCUGUUUGGUCAUGCCUUAUCUUAUUCAUCCCAGCAGGCUUAAGGGGCUUUGAAAUAGGAAUUUAUUUGCCAGGGUUGAAGCCUAAAGCCUUUCGAUGUGGCUCCCAGUCCUGCAGUAAGGGUCUGGCUUAGUUUUGCCUGUGCUUUUUGGACUAAUGACGCAUUUCUGUCUCCCUUUCAGUGACAGUCUCCUACUCAAACAAGGGAAGAAAUGAAAGAACUAAAGCUUCCCAGAACCACUGGCACUGACCAGCAGAAGAUGCCUCUGAGGAGCUUUGAAUUCCCUCCACUAGCAUCAUUUGCCCUCAUUUUGGAAUUCUUAAUCUAGUAGCUGGGUUUGGUUCUCCUCCCCCAGCUCCAUCUGUGGUGACCUAGCUAUGGGAUUGGGUUUACCACUAGGCAGUUAUAAUCCCUUCCUUACCCCACCAGUUAAAUUUACUUACUGGUGUGAGCCCAUGUGGAUCUAGUAAUUCACCUCUAAAUUUCACCAAUGUCUGGAUUUCUAUACAGUAGACUCAGACCUUCUUCCCCCCCUGCCCCCGGCCAGUCAGUGAGUUUUGCUGCCAUCAGCACCAGGCUUUUUUCUAAUAAAUCUUGUUUCUCUUUCCCUCCUGAUUCCAAGAGAACCUGAGGCUAAACUCAGUAAAAUGUAAUUCAUCGGGCACCUGUAACUGCUGGAAUACCUGUUUGUGUUACUGUCUGCUCAGUGAUUGUUUCAAACAUUUGUAAAAAUUAAAACAAAAAAAAUUA
Dromaius novaehollandiae (emu) is the source of this 2589-nucleotide messenger RNA. RefSeq names its product prohibitin 2 (gene PHB2). Bases 155 to 1024 code for a protein of 289 amino acids. The record is from RefSeq and is a predicted model, not a curated record. NCBI's taxonomy places the organism in Eukaryota, Metazoa, Chordata, Aves, Casuariiformes, Dromaiidae. Gene Ontology annotation, biological process: mitochondrion organization. The transcript has 8 exons. Gene Ontology annotation, cellular component: membrane; mitochondrion.